Quercus robur (English oak) is the source of this 860-nucleotide messenger RNA. Its product is annotated as probable WRKY transcription factor 43. Lineage: Eukaryota; Viridiplantae; Streptophyta; Magnoliopsida; Fagales; Fagaceae. Gene Ontology annotation, biological process: regulation of DNA-templated transcription. The record is from RefSeq and is a predicted model, not a curated record. Gene Ontology annotation, molecular function: sequence-specific DNA binding; DNA-binding transcription factor activity. Bases 136 to 690 code for a protein of 184 amino acids. The transcript is spliced from 2 exons.
UCUCUCUGUGUGUCAGUCCAACCCCUUCUCACCCUCCACACCAUCUUAAAUUUUUCUCUUUAUAUACUUCCAUUCUCCAACCUUUUCAUCUUCUCUCUCUACAUAUUGUCAGUGGAGCUAGCCCAUUACACAUCAAUGGAAGGCCAAAACUCCUCAACCCCAUCAUCACUACCACCAAAUAACAUUAACCCUCCCUUCCUCUUCACACCCUCAUUAGACCCAGAAAUUGACUGGAUCAGCCUUCUCUCUACAGCUCAACCAGCUGGCUUCCCAUCAGCUGAGAAUAAUAUUAAGCCUAUCAUGGAAUUAAGUGGUUCCACAAAUGGGGUUGUACUGGAUCAUGAGAAGGGUAAUAAUAAUAAUAAGGAUAAGAGGAAAAGUGGUGGUAGGAUCAAAAAAGCAACACGGCCUAGGUUUGCAUUUCAGACUCGGAGUGCGGAUGAUAUACUUGAUGAUGGGUAUCGAUGGAGAAAGUAUGGGCAGAAAGCUGUGAAGAACAGCGUUUAUCCCAGGAGCUACUAUCGGUGCACGCAUCACACAUGCAAUGUGAAGAAACAAGUCCAGAGGCUAUCCAAAGACACGAGCAUUGUGGUGACAACAUAUGAGGGCAUUCACAAUCAUCCCUGUGAGAAGCUGAUGGAAACCUUAACUCCUCUUUUGAAGCAAAUGCAAUUUCUAUCUAGGUUCUAAGCUCAUUGUGUGCUAUGGUACAAGAACAUAACAAGCACAAGUGUCUUCGUUCUUGCUAUUUCAUGGUCAUAACCCCAAAUACUAGUGCAUCUUAUCUGUGACUUAAUUUGCGUAAAUGAACCGUACGUAUUCUCAUUGUAUAUCAUUGUCAAGAUCGCAUUGGUAUGUUA